Molecule: messenger RNA, 581 nt
Organism: Anopheles maculipalpis
Lineage: Eukaryota; Metazoa; Arthropoda; Insecta; Diptera; Culicidae
Gene: RpLP1
Product: 60S acidic ribosomal protein P1
Exons: 3
Coding region: 116-457 (113 amino acids)
Biological process (GO): translational elongation; cytoplasmic translation
Cellular component (GO): ribosome; cytosolic large ribosomal subunit
Molecular function (GO): structural constituent of ribosome; ribonucleoprotein complex binding; protein kinase activator activity
Source: RefSeq, a predicted model, not a curated record
GUCUCGUACACUUCCUCUUUUGUGAAUUGUCGUGAAACUGUGCAGUGUUCUCUCCCGAGCUAAGGUCAAGUUUUGACGACUUGCACGGUUUUAUUGAAAAGAAACCCCCUGAAAAAUGGCUCUUAACAAAGCUGAACUAGCCUGUGUUUACUCGGCACUGAUUCUGGUCGAUGAUGAUGUUGCCGUAACGGAUGAGAAGAUUGCGACCAUCCUGAAGGCCGCCAACGUUGAUAUCGAGCCGUACUGGCCCGGUCUGUUCGCCAAGGCCCUGGAAGGCAUCGAUGUCAAGAGCCUGAUCACUAGCAUCGGCUCCGGUGUCGGUUCGGGCGCCAGUGCUGCCCCGGCUGCUGCUGCCGGUGGUGCUGCUGCCCCAGCUGCCGCUGAAAAGAAGGAGGAAAAGAAGGAAGAGGAGCCAGAGGAAUCCGAUGAUGACUUGGGAUUCGGUCUCUUCGGUUAGAUCUUUCUCACCGUGUUCUGGAAGGUACAAAGGAAAAGAGAGUUCAAUCUCUUUUACUGUACUCUGGUAUUUGUACAACUAUUCUGUACACGUAUGAAUAAAACAUUGAUAUAAAUACCCCCAA